Molecule: messenger RNA, 1674 nt
Organism: Geodia barretti
Lineage: Eukaryota; Metazoa; Porifera; Demospongiae; Tetractinellida; Geodiidae
Source: the annotation of a GenBank genome assembly
CUAAUUAGCGCGCACUACUAGUACAUCGGUUAGAGAAGAUGCUGGAAGUUCGUCCAGGUCUGCUGCUGGGCAGCAUGGGAGACGCGCUGGCCGUGUUCACCCGAGUUCCGAGCCUCGUGGCCCGCUAUCACGUGACCCACGUGCUCUCUCUGUGCAACCAUCCCCAGAAUGGAUUGAUAACCAGCUGGCUCCUCCGGAUCAGGACGAGAGUGGAGGAGAGCGACAGCGAAUUGAAGGAUGUGGACGAGGAGGAGAAGAUUAGCAAGAAAAAUCCACUGCAGAAACGGCAGAAGAGGAGGAGGAAAAAGAUGGUGAGUGAAGCAACAAGAUCUGGUAGAGGACGACAGAGAGGGAGAAGGAAGAAGGGACAGAGACAAGUGGAGCUGCCCAAGUGGAGGAAGUUUAUCGAGGUUGCCGACAUGCCAAAGAGCGACCUCCUCCACCAUUUCGAGGAGUGUUGUCAUUUCAUCAGGGAUGGCAGAGAGAGAGGCACUGUGCUGGUCCACUGUGAACACGGAGUAUCUCGAAGUGUGACGGUGGUUCUGGCCUACCUGAUGUGGACUGAGAGAAGGUCCCUCAGAAUUCUCUAUCAGGAGCUGAAGGAAAGAAAACCAGAAAUCAGGCCAAACUCGGGGUUCAUGGACCAGCUGAGGCUCUGGGAGGACAUGGGGUGCCGCGUGAAGGACGACAACAAGAAGUACAGAGCUUAUCGCCUCCAGUGCAAGGCCCGGGAGAUAGAAGCAUCAGGAAGCGUGGCGGUGGUAGAGAUGGCGCCCGACCCAGCCGUCUCCCCUGUGGACGCAGCACUCUACUUCCGCUGCCGCAAGUGUCGACAACUUCUCUUCACGGACGGCGACGUUCUCCAACACGCGCUGGGGGAGGGGAGAGAGUCAUUCGGCCAUCGACACAGGGGGAAGAGCGACAGGAGCAAAUACCACGGUGAGGGUGUUCUGGUGAUGUCCGGCAAACUGGAGGCCAAAGAGAAGGAAGGAGAGCUUCUGACAACAGUUGACAAACUACCAGAAAUGAAGAAAGAAGCAGUGAUUGAGGAGGCGGAAGAGAAGCAGAGAGCAACGGUGGAACUAAAAGAUGAGACAGUGGAGCUUCAACUAGCGACAGAAAUUGGAAGUCAAGAGGAGAUAGAGUGUGUCCAGAAAGCCCCCAGAGAGCUGGGUUGGUCAGAUGGAGGUACCUGUGAGAGGGCAAAGAGAGAAGAAGACGGUUUGUCAGAAGACGUCGUAUUGGGAGGUAACCCAGACUGCCGGCAGCUGGUAUCCAUGGAGCUCCGUGGGACCACACCCCUCAUUACUCCCCACGGAGACGGAGGCAUCAGCUAUGAGGAGGGAGGUCGGCACUCUACUUGCUCAGCGAGCAGCGCACUCCUUUUCUCUCUCCCCAAACUGCACUUCUUACUUCAUUGAGCCAGUGGCGUGGAUGGGGGAUGCUCUCCUGGGUCACCUGGAAGGCAAGAUCCUCUGUCCCAAGUGCAACUGUCGUCUGGGGUCAUUCAGUUGGAAAGGACAGCAAUGUUCAUGUGGACGAUGGCUGACUCCUGCAUUUCAGGUACAUAAGAACAGAGUGGAUGAAGUCAGAACUCUUAGCAAAAGAAACUGUUCUUCGACACAAUCAUAAGUUUUCAGAAAAUCACUGUAUAGUUUCACUGGAAAUGAAAGU